UAUAUGUGCUACUGCUUUUGUGAAACCGAGUCGAGGCCUAAUUUAGUCAGGAUAUCAGGAAAAUCCCGGUUUAAUCCCCGAUCUUUGUGUGACACAGCCCUCGGAAGAGAAAAGGACAGGUGUGGAUGAAACAAGAUGAAUAGGGAUGGGCAUAGGCUGAUAUACGCACACAUAGGGAGGCGGGGAGCAUGGAAGAGAGCGUGUAUGUCGCCAUUGCCGCUUGGCAGUGCUGUUGGGAGAGAAGGAGGAAGUCCGCAAAGCCAGCUUUCAGUGGAUACCAUCCUAGCAGUGACAGUUUGCUAAAAUGAGUACUUGUCGGUAGAUAGUAAUGACCUAAAAGGACUACGCCUCCAAUUAAACCUGGCUUCGGAGUUUUUUCGGAGAGCCCCAGUGUGCGGAGACAUCAGACAGAAAAAAAAGGAUCUCUUUUUACCUUCGAAUGUGGAUAUGCUUCCCUGUUUUCCGUGGUAUAUGGAUCUGGGAGCCACCAUGUUUAUUAGGUGGGUUGGCAAAUUCAUCUGAACCGACUUUAUGAGCUCAUCCAGCACUGUCACGAAAGGCACCCGCACCAUUGUGACUUGGAAGGAAAGAAGACACUGGCUGCUUUAACCCAGCAUAAGAGAUAGUCUCGACAAGUGAGAGCAAUUUGGAGGAAUGAAUUUAGUAAACCCAAGGGAAAAUUAAAAUGUUUGGAUCCCUGACCCAUUGAGCAACUAGACUGGAAUGAUAUCUUGAUCUAUUUUUUUCUAAUAGUAACCAUUAGCAAUGAGUGGGUGUAUAUAAUGGCCAAGAAUAAGGAUGCACGCUCCCUGACAUUUUCUGUCAGUGUGGUUGGCCUCUCUGGGACUGAAAAAGAAAAAGGCAACUGUGGUGUGGGCAAGUCCUGCCUAUGCAAUCGAUAUGUACGCCCAGAUGCUGACAAUUACUAUUCUGAGCACACAUCAGUGCUUAGUACAAUAGACUUUGGCGGACGUGUUGUUAACAAUGACCACUUCCUUUACUGGGGGGAAGUGAACAUUAGAGGUGAGGAGGGAUUGGACUGUAAAAUCCAAGUCAUUGAACAAACUGAGUUCAUUGAUGAUCAAACGUUUCUUCCACAUCGAAGUACAAAUCUACAGCCAUAUACCAAACGAGCUGCAGCAACUAAGCUCCAGUCAGCAGAGAAGCUUAUGUACAUCUGCACAGACCAGCUUGGCUUGGAGCAAGACUUUGACCAGAGGCAGAUGCCUGAUGGGAAACUGAACAUUGAUGGCUUUGUGCUCUGUGUUGAUGUUAGCAAGGGUUGUAAUAGGAAAUUUGAUGACCAAAUGAAGUUUAUUAACAGUCUCUACUCACAAAUUGUCAAGUCAAAGAAACCUAUUGUUGUUGCUGCUUCAAAGUGUGAUGAGUGUGUUGAUCAACAUUUGAGGGAUCUGCAGACCUUUGUGGCCAGCAAAAAGAACCUGAUGUUAGUUGAGACAUCCGCACGUUUUAAUGUCAACAUAGAGCACUGCUUCAAUGCCCUUAUCCAGCAGAUUGAUAAAACAAGAGGAAAGCCUAAAACUAUACCAUACCUGGAUGCCUAUAAAGUCCAGCGACAGCUUGUUGCCUCAGUAACAGAAAGAUUUGAGAAACUCAUUGUACAAACAGUGAGAGAUUAUCAUAUCACAUGGAAAACGUUCAUAAAUAAUUUGAAGGGUCAACCAGACUAUGAUGAGUUUAUCACCUUGGAGGGAUCCUGGAAAGCACGCAACAUGUUCACAAAGCACAUUGCACAACUGAAGCAGGAGCACAUUAAACGCAGGCGUGAAGAGUAUUUGAUAACACUUCCAAAAACCCUUAACAAUAUUUUCUGUAGUCUCGAGGAAGUUGAACACCUGCCAUGGCCCGAGGCACAGACUAUAAUCCGCAACCGGCAUGAUUUCCAGUGUUGGUUUGUGGUACUGGAUCAUACACCAUGGCAUGAAACAGACCACAUUGAUAAUAGUGAUCGCAGAAUACCCUUUGACCUCCUUGACACAUCUGAUGGGGAGAGAAUUUACCAUGCCCAUGUCCAGCACCUGCUAUCUGAGAAAAGAAGGGUUGAGAUGAAAGAUAGGUUUAAGAAGACUCUGGAAAGGGUUCAUUUUAUCAGUCCAGGGCAACCCUGGGAGGAAGUCAUGUGUUUUGUCAUGGAAGAUGAGGCCUACAAGUAUAUCACUGAAUCGGACAGAAAGGAUGUUUACUGUAGACACCAGCAAGAAAUAGUUGAAAAGGCCAAAGAAGAUUUUCAGGAAAUGCUGUUUGAGCAUGCUGAGCUGUUUUAUGACUUGGACCUCAGUGCAACUCCCAGUUGUGACAAGAUGACAGAAAUUCACAGUGUUCUAAAUGAGGAACCCAGAUACAGAGCACUGCAAAAGCUUGCUCCAGAUAGAGAGUCACUACUCCUUAAACACAUUGGAUUUGUCUACCAUCCCACUAAGGAGACGUGUUUAAGUGGACAGAACUGCAUAGAUCUGAAAGUAGAGCAGGUUUUGACUAACAGACUUGUACAGCUUGACCACAGUCGCUCAAAUCUCUACUAUAGCUGUGACAACAUUGAUAAGAUAAACCUCUGCCUUCUUGGAAAAGAUGGUCUCUCACAGGAACUAGCAAAUGAGAUCAGAGCUCAGUCCACAGAUGAUGAGUACACGCUUGAUGGUAAAAUUUAUGAACUGGAGCUUCUUCCAGUGGAUGUCAACUCAACUCUGCUUUUCAGCCACACAUGGGUUGCCACUUUUAAGCCUCAUGGCUGCUUUUGUGUGUUUAACUCCAUAGAGUCUCUUAACUGCAUUGGUGAUUGCAUUGGCAGAAUCAGAGCUGAGAUAGCACAGAAUCGACAUGAUCAAUUCACUCAACCACUCCCUUUUAUACUUAUUCUUUCAAGUCAGCGAGACAGUGUUUGCAAAAAUAUACCUAUUCUGAGGCAUCAAGGACAACAACUUGCAAACAAGUUGCAAUGCACCUUCAUAGACAUUACUUCAGGAGCUUUUCCUCGGAAGUUCACUGAGUUCCAAAUUAAGCAGGGGCUCAGAGCAGUUCUCGGGGGUCUGAAGCAUAACUUGGAAGUCUUAGCACCACUACCCUGCAUCAAAGACAUGGCUGAGACAGACCUUAGAAUAGUCAUGUGUGCUAUGUGCUGGGAUCCUUUUAGUGUUGACCUCAUCCUCUCACCUUUCUUAGAUUCACAUUGCUGUAGUGCAGGACAGCCAGGCCAAAGCAAUACACUCAUUCUUGAUAAGAUUAUUGGAGACAGCCGGAGAAGGAUCCAAGUCACUAUACUCUCCUACCACUCUGGUAUUGGUGUCCGUAAAGAUGAACUUGUGCAUGGCUAUAUUUUGGUCUACUCUGCCAAACGCAAGGCAUCAAUGGCAACCCUACGAGCAUUCUUGGCCGAAGUCCAAGACGUGAUCCCCGUCCAGAUGGUGGCAAUCACAGACAGCCAGGCAGACUUCUUUGAGAGUGAUGCCAUUAAGGACCUAAUGACUGAAGGGGAGCACAUUGCCACCGAGAUAGCUGCCAAGUUCACAGCACUCUAUUCCCUGUCACAAUAUCACCGCCAGACAGAAGUUUUUACACCCUUCUUCAAUGAAGUGCUAGAAAAGAAACCAAGCAUUGAGAAGGCCUUCCUGCUUGACAGCUCUUCACGUGACUUUACUUCCGGAGCCAGUGAAGAUGUUUUUCCCACAUCGCCCCAUAGCCAUUUGCCAGCUUACAACUCUUAUUAUCCUGAAUCUGAUGAUGAUAAUGAGGCUCCCCCACCUUACAGUCCAAUUGGCGAUGAUGUUCAACUUCUGCCUACACCCAAUGAGCGUUCAAAGUACAGGAUUGACCUAGAGGGAAAUGAAUACCCUGUCCACAGCACACCUGUCGGAGACCAUGAUCGCAACCACAAAGUGCCCCCACCAGUCCGGCCUAAACCGGUGCUCCCUAAGCCUAAUGUGAAAAAACUUGACCCUAACCUACUUAAAGCCAUUGAGGCUGGCAUGCGAAGCAAUCGCAGGGUGCCUCGUGGCCCAGUCACACACACUGAAGACGUAGAAGCAUCGGACAACUAUGCAGAACCCGUUGAUACCUUGCUUAGGUCCAGAGGUUUCCACAACGAUGACAUCUAUGUUGUGCCUGAAGAUGCACACAGCCGUCUGGUGAAAAUGAAAAACUCUUUUGGUCUACAUGGCCUCCAGUCAGGAGGAGACGAGGAGAAUGGAUUUGAGCGGAAAUCUCAGGCUCUUAGGCGUCCUUCAAAAUACAAGCAUCGUUCUAAAAUUCUUUUCAGCAAAACAAAGGCCUAUCAAAGACGGUUCCACUCUGACAGUGAUGGUGAGGAGUUUUGCCCUGCCACACAGAAAAAGAAGAAGGGGAGGGCCCACAGAGGCAGCGAGGAGGACCCACUUCUCUCCCCUGCCGACCCAUGGAAGAUUGGUAUAGAUAAUCCUGCCAUCACCUCUGAUCCUGAGCAGGACGAUAAGAAGAUGAAGAAGAAAAAGACAUCAAAGACUCCAAAGGACCAGAAAAAGCCCAAAUCGACCAAGCCCCCAAAGCCAUUUAACCCACCCAAUCGGAGAACCUGGGAGAGCAACUACUUUGGCGUUCCCCUGCAGAAUCUGGUGACUCCAGAGCAUCCCAUCCCACUCUUCAUUGAGAAGUGUGUUGACUACAUAGAACGCACAGGUUUAACGACUGAGGGCCUUUAUCGUGUCAGUGGAAACAAGACAGACCAGGAUAACCUUCAGAAACAAUUUGAUCAAGAUCACAACAUCAAUUUUGGAGAGAUGGAUAUUGCAGUGAAUGCUGUGGCUGGAGCGCUGAAGGCUUUUUUUGCCGACCUGCCUGACCCACUGAUCCCCUACAUCCUGCACCCAGAGCUGGUGGAAGCUGCAAAAAUCAUGAACUACAACGAGCGGCUGCAGGUGUUGCGAGAACUUGUGAAGAAGUUUCCUUCAAUCAACUACCAGAUCUUCAAAUACAUAAUCACACACCUUAACAGAGUGAAUUUUCACCGGAAGACUAGUCUGAUGACAGCCGACAACCUGUCCAUCUGCUUCUGGCCCACCCUCAUGCAUCCUGACUUUGAGAACAAAGACACACUGGCGACUGCAAAGCUGAACCAGUCAGUUAUUGAGACUUUCAUUGUGCAGACUGACUAUUUCUUUCAUGGAGGGGAAAUUGAGAGCUCCGGCAGUGAGGGGACACCGCCACCACAUUGCCACAGCAUGGUGGAGGCUCUUCUGCCCCUGCAGUUGCCCCCACCUUUGCAACCCCAGCAGAUACAACACACACUAGCCCCUGAUCCACUCAUUUAAGACACCCCUGGGCUUCUGUGACAUUGGGAGUUCUGAAUGUGCUUCCAACUUCAAUCUUCAACACAUGCUUGGUCAUUCUUUGUUGUCAAAUCAGUGACUGGCUGAUAUCAGUGAAACACAUUGCAACAGUCAGUUGAUUUUUC
Molecule: messenger RNA, 5443 nt
Organism: Fundulus heteroclitus (mummichog)
Lineage: Eukaryota; Metazoa; Chordata; Actinopteri; Cyprinodontiformes; Fundulidae
Product: rho GTPase-activating protein 5
Biological process (GO): signal transduction
Molecular function (GO): GTPase activity; GTP binding
Source: RefSeq, a predicted model, not a curated record